AAAUCAUUUCUUCGUUCUUUUACAGCACUACCUCAUCUGGCAGGGACAGAACAAAAUUUACUACUUGCCAAGAAAAUCCAAACCCAGUGGAAGGAGUUUGGACUGGAUUCAGCCGAUUUGGUUCAUUAUGAUGUUCUCCUUUCUUAUCCUAACAUGACGAAUGCCAACUAUAUAUCAGUCAUGGAUGAGCAUGGAAUUGAGAUUUUCAAAACAUCAUACCUUGAGCCACCACCAGAUGGAUAUGAGAAUGUUACCAAUAUUGUGCCGCCGUAUAACGCUUUCUCACCCCAAGGUGUGCCAGAGGGAGAGCUUGUAUAUGUGAACUAUGCUCGUACUGAAGAUUUUUUCAAGCUAGAAAGGGAGAUGAACAUCAGCUGUACUGGAAAGAUUGUUAUUGCAAGAUACGGGAAAAUCUUCAGAGGAAAUAAAGUUAAAAAUGCCAUGCUAGCAGGAGCCAUCGGAAUCAUCUUGUACUCAGAUCCAGCUGACUACUCUGCCCCUGGGGUGCAGCCAUAUCCCAAAGGCUGGAACCUUCCUGGAACAACAGCCCAGAGAGGGAAUGUGCUAAAUUUGAAUGGUGCUGGUGACCCACUCACUCCAGGCUAUCCAGCUAAAGAGUAUACCUUUAGACUUGAUGUUGAAGAUGGAGUGGGAAUCCCCCAGAUCCCUGUUCAUCCCAUUGGAUAUAAUGAUGCAGAAGUAUUACUACGCUACCUGGGAGGCGCUGCUCCACCAGAUGCGAGCUGGAAGGGAAGCCUUGAUGUGGAUUACAAUAUCGGACCUGGCUUUACAGGGCAUGGUUCUUUCAGGAAGGUUAAAAUGCAUGUUCAUAACAUCAAUAAAAUCACAAGAAUUUACGAUGUAAUUGGAACUAUCCGAGGAUCUGUGGAACCUGACAGGUACGUGAUUCUGGGAGGUCAUCGGGACGCCUGGGUAUUUGGAGGUAUUGACCCAACCAGUGGGGCUGCAGGUUUGCAAGAAGUUGUCCAGAGUUUUGGAAAGCUGAUGAGUAGAGGCUGGAGACCUAGGAGAACUAUCAUUUUUGCCAGCUGGGAUGCAGAAGAAUUUGGACUUCUGGGUUCCACAGAAUGGGCUGAGGAGAAUGUGAAAACACUUCAGGAGAGAGGGGUUGCCUAUAUCAACGCAGAUUCAUCCAUAGAAGGCAAUUAUACUCUCAGAGUUGACUGUACACCUCUUCUUUUCCAGUUGGUGUAUAAGCUGACAAAAGAGAUCUCCAGCCCCGAUGAUGGUUUUGAGGGUAAAUCACUUUAUGAAAGCUGGUUGGAAAAGGACCCUUCACCGGAAAAUAAAACUUUGCCCAGAAUCAGCAAGCUGGGAUCCGGAAGUGAUUUUGAAGCUUAUUUUCAGAGGCUUGGAAUUGCUUCAGGCAGAGCCCGUUACACUAAGAACAGGAAAACAGACACUUAUAGCAGCUAUCCGAUGUACCAUACAAUUUACGAGACGUUUGAAUUGGUAGAGAAGUUUUAUGACCCCACGUUUAGCAAACAGCUUGCUGUGGCGCAGUUACGAGGAGCAUUGGUGUAUGAGCUUGCAGACUCUCAGAUCAUUCCUUUCAAUGUUCAAGACUAUGCAAAAGCUUUGCAAACCUAUGCAACAAGUAUCUACAAUUUAGCUAAGAAACAUGACCAAGAACUGAGAGACCAUGGAGUAUCAUUUGAUGCCUUAUUUUCUGCUGUGAGAAACUUCUCAGAGGCUGCUUCAGAUUUUCACAGACGACUUGCAGGAGUUGAUCUUAAUAACCCCACUGCAGUGAGAAUCGUGAAUGACCAGCUGAUGCUCCUGGAAAGAGCAUUCAUCGAUCCCCUUGGCUUACCAGGGAGGCCGUUCUACAGGCACAUCAUCUUUGCUCCAAGCAGCCACAACAAAUAUGCUGGAGAGUCAUUUCCUGGCAUCUUUGAUGCUAUGUUUGAUAUUGAAAAUAAAGCAGACCCUCGUUCAGCCUGGGCAGAAGUGAAGAAACAGAUUUCUAUCGCAACCUUUACAAUUCAAGCAGCAGCGGGGACUCUGAAAGAAUUGUUAUAGUGAAGUGUCAGCCGAGUGGUCAUCCAUUAAAAAUGUCACUGAAAGUCUGAGGGUAAAAUCCAUCUUUAUUUUUGAUAACUCAUGAAGCCAGAGUAUGCAGAAAUCUUGCUUUUUAUGUCAUGUUUUGAUUUUAGACUUCCACCUUGUUCAUCUGCAGACAGAUUUUUGGCUUUUAAAAAUCUGUAACUUCAUCAUCAAAGUGCUAAUCUAAUAAAACAAAGCAAAAAGACUUCAACCAUGUGGUAGAAAGAGAGAAAGUAACUGAAAAUUCCCUAAAAUAAAUGCGGCAAGGAACUUGAGCUCUCAGACUUGGCUGGUAGGAAUGUAACACAGUUCAGUCACUUUGGAAAACAGUCGGUCAGGUUCUUAUAAAAUUUAAUGUAACUCCAACAUUCUACUUCUAGGUAAUUUCUAAAGAGAAGAAAAAACGUGGUCACCGAAAGACUGUUACAUGUAUGUUCAUAGCAGCUUCAAGUGGAAAUAACACAGAUGCCCAUCAACAGAUGAAUGGAUAGAUUGUGGUCUGGCCACAGUGGAAUACCACUGAGCCAUAAAAAUGAAGUAAUUGCCAAUACGUGUAAUCUCACUGGCAGACGUUGUUGAGGGAAAGAAGCCAGACACAAAAGAAAGCCUAGUGUGUGAUUCUGUUUAUAUGAAGCAAAGCUAAUCUGUGACCGAAGUUAGAACAGUGAUUGCCUGGGUCCAGUAAGGGGCAGGGAGAGGUCUGCGGCUAAACAGGCGUAAGUAAGCUUUCUGGGAAGAUGGGAGUCUUCUGCAUCUUGAUCUGGGUGAUAAAUACAUAGGUAUAUACAUUUGUCAUCCUAAUCAAACUGAAACUUAAAAUAUGUAAAAAUUAUACCAUAAUAAAUUUGAUUACCAAAAAAAGGGGGGGGGUCUGGCAAGGAAACUGGAAUAGCACACCUCUUGUGAAACCACUGUGGAAUACAAAUGGUAAGGAAAAAGUGAACCCUGUACUUUCGGAAACGUCAGCUGUAUUGAAUAGUCUAAGUGAUGGGUGAAGAAAAUACAGUUGACCCCUGAAGAACAUGGGUGUUAGGGGCACUCUGUGCAGUUGAAAGCCUGUGUAACUUUAUAGCUGGCCCUCCAUACGCUUGGUUCUGCAUCCACGGAUUCAGCCAACCAUGGAUCAUGUACUCCUGUAGUACACAGUGAAAAAAAAAUCGGCGUGUAACGGGACCCAUGCAGUUCAAACCUGUGUUGUUCACGAGUCCACUGUUGCCACAAACCUUCGUACUGAUUCCUACUGAGUAGAAAAGUGUAUCAGCAGGUGCAAACUUUCAUGCAGAGCCUAAGACUCAGAAUUAUGGGUAAAAUAAGAUGGAAGCUUCAAAAAGCACGGUUGUUCAAUUAAAGAGUUGAGAAUCAAAAAUUAAUAAGAUGUGGCAGCUCAAAAUUUGCAAGGGGAAACUACCCCUUGUUACCUGUGUUCGCUGACCAACAAUACAGUUUAAUAAAAGAGUGGGAGUGUCUACCCUGGGGACAAACAUUUCCUAUAUGUUCAAUAUUAAUAGGUGGUGAUUCCCCAUGGUAUAUAAGUGGCCUUGACAGCAAUGACCCUGAGUCAGCAGGGUAAGUUUUAAUAUAAUCUAUUUGUUUAACUUAAAGAGGCAAGAGUAUUCUGCUUUAAAGAGCAAUAAAAUGUUAUUUAUGAAGUAUAAAUUCAUAAAGCAUAUGAAAUGAGACUUUUGUAAAAUAAUUUAUUUUAGCAAAUGUAAAGACUUAACUUUAUUACUGUAUUACCUUAGCGUACACUUUAUUUAGGGUAGAGCACUGUGUUGUAGAGAGAAAUACUAAGUUACGGUGCAUGAGUCACACUUUUCUACUGUUCCAGCUGAGGAAAUCCCUACAUGUUUGGGGGCAUCCUUUUCCUCAUGAGUAAUGAUUGUUAAGUUUCCCUCCAAUUCUAUUAUUUCAUUUCUAAAGGAGAUGAAACAAAAGUUUAUGAAUCUCUUUUACGUUCUUCCCAGUGGCAGCCUUCCGAAGAGAUGUGUAGCUAAAACGGCAUGUGUGGGUUGGAAAUACGAGUCUGGAGAAAAAUAGUAACCUUUGCAACUUACUGUUUAAUUGGUAAUUUUAAAAAAAUUAUCUUUGAUCAAGAGUUGAUCAUGAGAAUAGAACAAGUGAUUAUGUGUCAUGCAGUGUAAUAAACUCAGAGAAUAUGUACUACCACACAGAA
Molecule: messenger RNA, 4240 nt
Organism: Vicugna pacos (alpaca)
Lineage: Eukaryota; Metazoa; Chordata; Mammalia; Artiodactyla; Camelidae
Source: RefSeq, a predicted model, not a curated record